Messenger RNA from Synchytrium microbalum, 1584 nucleotides. RefSeq lists its product as uncharacterized. Bases 1 to 1584 code for a protein of 527 amino acids. Gene Ontology annotation, cellular component: membrane. Lineage: Eukaryota; Fungi; Chytridiomycota; Chytridiomycetes; Synchytriales; Synchytriaceae. The record is from RefSeq and is a predicted model, not a curated record. The transcript has 8 exons.
AUGAGUAGUAGCAAAACUUGGAGAGAAAGACCGGGAUCAAGUUCCGGAAAUGCUGUAUACAAACCGAACGUGCGAUCAGUGCAAAAUACCACGCAGUCCCCUGUAAUUGACGACUGGAACAAGACACAUUCAAAGUCUGGAACUGUGUCGCUAAUCUCCAGAGGAAAUCCUACAAAUUUGAAGAAUCGGUCUGAGCAAAUCAAACUGUUCGAUUCUCUUAUUGCUAGACCAGAGGAAUUUGACAAGGAGGCUCUAUUGUUUUCUUAUCGCGGACUAAGGGAGGGAAUCGUGGCCUCUGGCACUUUUGAUGAUUUUGCUGUGAAGAUCUACGAAUCCAGUGUGGAUGCUGCUAUUAAAUAUAUCGCUGUGGCAGAAGCUAGACCAGAGCUGAUUAGGUCUUUGAACUUUCUCACCUCCACUUGUUACGCGGAGGCAUCUGCCAACAAGUACGAGCCGCCGAAUCGAGCACGAUUCACUAGCUACUUUAUCCUCCACGUCAUUGCAACUGAAGUGGUGUCAAGCAACACCGCCUGGGACUCUGAGUUUUGGAAGCUGUCGCAACUGAUUCACAGCCUUCCAAAUGAUGUGGUCUCGGCCAAAGAAAUGCAGUUAGCAAUGACAAUAUGGAAGUCGAUACGGUUCGAUGUUGACUACUUGAGUCUGUCGCGGGCUGUAGCUCAUGCGUCUGCCAGCCACAUGGUGUUUAUACAAGAAAUGAUGGGUCCUUUGAGGAAGAGAAUUGUGCAGAUUCUUAAAAAGGGAUAUUACAAACUUGACAAGGACAUUGUGUCAAGUUACUUAAUGUUUGGAGAUGAUGAUGACUUGUUACUCUCGCAAGUGCUGCACGAGUCGGGUAUCGUCAUAGAUGAGAAAAACGCGACUACUGGUCUAGCAUUCGCUUCCUUUGCGAUUCUGCAUAUGGGUGGUCACGCUCUAGCUCAUUUCAAUAUCGAUUUGGCCAACCAUGCACUCCAGACCUCUCAAAAAUACUAUCGAAUUCCCGCUAUUGAAAUUGGUGCCGUAUUUGGAUCACUCGCUGUGCAUGCUGUAUCGUCAAUUGCAAGAUGGUGGAUUCGAAAACCAGCUGUCAAGAGUAACAACACUCCUUACGCUGUCAAGGAACGUAACUGGCAUCAAACUUUGGGCUGGAUUUUGCUUCCAAUGGUUGCUCUCCAUGCCAACAGCUCGAGACUCGAACCAAUAUCCAUCUUGGGCAAAGAAGCUGCCGAUAAAAUUUCCGAUUACUCAAUUGUUGGGAUUGCUGGCGUUGCACUGCCUCCGUUCACAGUAUAUUUCAGUAUAAUGAUGGCUGCUGGACUGAUUCACACGGCUUACGGAACUGGUUAUGCAUUGCAAACCCUUGGUAUCAAGAUGCCAACAGCUCCUAAAAUAUCUAGAGAGGCGUGGUUUUACGGAUUAAGUGCUCUUGGUGUCUCCUCGUCGCUAGCAGUUUGUGGUUGGUAUUAUACCAUGACAUUCACGCCAGCUCAAAUCCAUAUGGCUGCCAAACUACAUGAACAUCAGGGCUUCUUCCAAGAUGCCAUAGCCAAGACCUUUGGAGCUCAAUACUCUCUGAAACAUUAG